This is a messenger RNA of Rotaria sp. Silwood2, 354 nucleotides long. NCBI's taxonomy places the organism in Eukaryota, Metazoa, Rotifera, Eurotatoria, Philodinida, Philodinidae. The record is from the annotation of a GenBank genome assembly.
AUGGUAAAACAUAAAUCUCAUAAAAAUGCUGAACGAUAUAUGAUGGAAUAUAGAAUGCGUACAUCUUAUGCAAUACCUACACAAAUCAAUCAAUUUAAUUCCGACAAACAAAAUACUCGUUCUCCACGACUAAAUGCUGCCCAUGACCGAAGCCAUGCAAAACAUAGUUCAACACAAGCAUUUUAUCAUUCAGAAGGACGUAUUGAUAAAAAUAAACGAGCGAAAAAGCCUACUCAACAACAACAACAACAACAACAACAACAACAACAACAAAUUCAACCUCAAACGACUAAUACUAAUCAGGGAAAGGUACCAAUAACAACGAAAAAAAGUUCUUGUUGCACAAUACUAUAA